AUGAUAUCAAUACCGAGUAAGCAGUCUCAGCAAUCUACAUACCUAACCAUUCGCCUAAUAGAGGCAAAGCUUAAAAACAAUGUAGCUCGAUUAGGGAAAAUGAGCCCUUACGCUGAAGUUCAAUGUGGCGAGCAGAUCUGGAAAUCUCAAGCAGCAGCAGGCCAACAUCUUGAUCCUCACUGAAACCAGUCACAUACUUUUAUAGCUAAGGGUCUCUUUCCUUUUGAAGUCCGAUUUUUACACAAAUCUAGAAUCUUUUCGGACGUUGAAAUUGGAAAAGUCACUAUAACCAUUGAUGAGUCAAGCCGCAAAAAAGGUGCUAGUUGAUGGAAUUUAGCAGAUGCUUCUGGACGAGUCCUCUUGUGUUACAUCUGAGAAGAAGCUACAGAACCUCCUAACUCUGAGAUAGAUUAUCGUAAACUAAUACACGAAGUUGAAUUGGAAAAGGAAGAAGUCAAAUAUUACAAGAAAAAAACACAGCGAAAAUUAUGAAAUUUAUUCUUUUUUUACGAAAUUCUUAAAUUUCAAUGAGAUUUAAUAAAAUUUGACGAUUUAUAUAGAGAAGGUAUAAAAAUUGAGAGCAACUCAUGCAAAAAGCACAUAAAAAGAAUUACAACGACAGAAGAGAGCACACAUUCGUCCACAGAAGACCUAAAUUUAAAAAGUCCAAGGACCAGCAUAGGGAGAACUUCAACUAAAAUUGACAAAAUCAGAGAAGAGCGAGAGAAAGUCAGGGGUGAGUACAAAAUGAUGAUGGAAAUAAAGAAAAAAGCCAGCAGAGAGUAUGAAGAACUUAUGAAAAAUAAAGUCAUAAUGCAAAGAGAAAUGAAGCAUAAAGGAGUGCCUAGAAACAGCUCAGAAGAAAGGAAAGGGGUAAAAGAAGAAAUGCUAAAUGAAGCCCAUGAAAUAAACCAGGUGAAAAUGACACUAAAAGUGAAAGAAACUAUAAUAGAAGAAGAUACACAUACAAUUAUGGAUAUGCUUGGGCAAAUACAAAAAGAAAGAGCAGAACUUGAGCUGAGAAAGAGUAUAGUGAGUUUUGAUGAGUUGGAAAACAUAUAA
Messenger RNA from Blepharisma stoltei, 1062 nucleotides. Lineage: Eukaryota; Ciliophora; Heterotrichea; Heterotrichida; Blepharismidae. The record is from the annotation of a GenBank genome assembly.